Molecule: messenger RNA, 2378 nt
Organism: Diospyros lotus (date-plum)
Lineage: Eukaryota; Viridiplantae; Streptophyta; Magnoliopsida; Ericales; Ebenaceae
Product: cellulose synthase-like protein G3
Exons: 6
Coding region: 29-2254 (741 amino acids)
Biological process (GO): plant-type primary cell wall biogenesis; cellulose biosynthetic process
Cellular component (GO): trans-Golgi network; plasma membrane
Molecular function (GO): cellulose synthase (UDP-forming) activity; mannan synthase activity
Source: RefSeq, a predicted model, not a curated record
UCAUCGCCCAGUGGUGCAGAGCAGAGAUAUGGAGGAAUAUGCCACAGCCAAACAGCCCCUUCUUCUUCACACGCUCCCGCCGUCCCGCCGCACGCUUGCUAACCGUGCGUUCGCCCUGGUUUACACGUGCGCCAUCCUCGCCGUGCUCUGCCGCCAUGCAGCGGCCGCCCUGGGCUCCGCCACCUUUCUCUCCUUCGUCACCUCCGUUACCUUCUUCAUCGCCGACUUGGUUCUAGGGUUCGAGUGGUUCUCCGCGCAGUCCUUCCGCUUCCGCCCGGUCCACCGCCGCGUCUUCCCGGAAAACCUGGAGAAAGUGGUGAAGAGACGGGAUUUUCCGGCGCUGGACAUCUUCAUAUGCACGGCGGACCCCUACAAGGAGCCGCCGAUGACCGUGGUGAACACCGCCCUGUCAGUGAUGGCUUACGAUUAUCCACCGGAGAAGAUUUCGGUGUAUGUUUCGGACGACGGCGGCUCCCAGCUGACUCUGUUUGCGUUCAUGGAGGCCGCCAGGUUUGCAAGCCAUUGGAUACCCUUUUGCAGGAAGAACGAGAUUGUGGACAGAUGCCCAGAUGCGUUUUUCGGAUCAAAUUAUAGUCAAUCCUCGGAGACUGAACAAAUUAAGAAGAUAUACGAAAGCAUGAAGUCAAGCGUGGAGAAUAUUGUGAAGAGAGGAGAAGUUCCAUAUGAGUUCAUCCCUUGCGAACAAAAACGUCAAGUAUUUAACAAAUGGACCAAAAGAUUUACUCGCAAAAAUCAUCCUACUGUUAUCCAGGUGUUGUUAGAGGCCAGGGAGGACAAGGACAUAACAGGUCAAUCCAUGCCAAAUUUGGUGUAUGUGUCCAGAGAGAAGAGCAAAAUGUCUUUCCAUCACUUCAAGGCAGGUGCCCUUAAUGUCCUGAUUCGGGUAUCAGCUGUUAUGACAAAUGCACCUAUAAUAUUGACUCUGGAUUGUGAUAUGUACUCCAAUGACCCUAAAACACUCCAUCGUAUGCUAUGUUACUUUUUCGACCACAAAAUAAAGCCCAACUUAGGGUUCGUUCAGUUCCCUCAACAUUUUCAUGGGAUCAACAAGAAUGAUAUCUACGCCACUGCGGUUAAAGGUUUGUUUCAAAUGAAUCCAAUUGGAUUUGAUGGGCUAGCAGGCACAAAUCAUUACGGGACCGGGUGUUUUUUCUCUCGUCGUGUAUUCUUUGGGGGCCCAUUAUUUUUUGUGGGCCCUGAGAUCCCCGAGCUUAUGCCAGACCAUGUGGCGGGCAGGCCUAUCAAGUCCCAACCAGUAAUGGCAUUAGCACACCAUGUAGCAAGCUGCAAGUAUGAAGAGCAAACCAAUUGCAACUGGGGGGCUAAGUUGGGCUACAGAUAUGGGUCGUUGGUUGAGGACUAUUAUACUGGCUUUCGGCUACAUUGUGAGGGAUGGAAGUCUGCGUUUUGCAAUCCUAGAAGGCCUGCAUUUCUUGGGGAGGCUCCUAUCACACUGGUUGAUGCAUUAAACCAAACCAAGCGAUGGGAUGUGGGCCUUCUCGAGGUUACAAUCUCCAAAUAUAGCCCGAUAACUUUCGGGGUCAAGAGUAUGGGGCUACUAAUGGGCCUUUGCUAUGCCAACUAUGCUUUCUGGCCAUUUUUGUCAAUUCCAAUCACCAUAUAUGGAAUUUUUCCUCAAUUAACUCUUCUCAACGGAAUCUCCAUCUUCCCAAAGGUCUCAGAUAAAUGGUUCAUCUUGUAUGUUUUUCUAUUUAUGGGGGCUUAUGGACAAGAUUGUUUAGACUUCAUGUCAGCUGAAGAGACCUUUAAGAGGUGGUGGAGUGAGCAACGAAUGUGGAUGUUGAGGGGGGUGACAACCCAUCUUUUCGGGUUUAUCGAGUUUGCCUCCAAGCACCUGGGAAUAGCUACACAUGGUUUUAGCCUAACUAGCAAAGUGGUAGAUGAUGAACAAAGAAAGAGGUAUGAUCAAGGCAUCUUUAUGUUUGGAGUCCAUUCACCUAUGUUUGUAUCGCUCACGGUGGUCGCAAUCAUUAACUUCAUCGCUUUCUUUGGAGGGUUGGUUAAAGUAGUUCUCACAGGUAUUGGAAACGCAGACCAAUUGUUUGUUCAAAUGUUUAUUGCUGGCUUUGUGGUUGUUAACUGUUGGCCGGUGUAUGAUGCCAUGGUGUUCAGGACUGAUAAAGGGAGGAUACCUACCAAAACCAUCGUCAUUUCCAUAUGUUUGGCUUCGACUUUAUACAUAGUGGCUUCUUUUAUGCUCGGCCAUUAUUAAUUUGUUUAGUUGAUUUGAUUUGGUCGUAUAUAGAAAUGUUUCAACUUCUAGAAUUUAUAUACAUAUUUGUAUAUGUACAUAUAUAUAUAUAUACAGUGGGAUUAAAGCUUUUCUAAUAUUGCAA